UCACGUGAGAUUACGAUAGCAACGUCAUCACAUUGCUUCCCGGCUUUAAGGAAAUGACGGAAACAUGAGUUCAGCUUUAACGACGCUUUGGCGCUGAAAACCAGCAACACUCCUGAACCAAAUACGCACUAUAUCAUAAAAUUCCAAUAGGGGACGCCAGAAGCGCAGUCAACGACGAAACAUCAAAUCUAUAUAUUUUGCGGUGAGGAUCUCCCUUUGGAUCAAGGCGGCUUUGGAUGUCUCUUUCUAAGAUCUGGUGACACUGGGGACGUUUACUAACCUGUCCAUAACGUGAACCUUACUGGUCGUGUUAUGGAGAUUACGAGAGUGACUCAAGCAGAGUAUCAAUCAGUCGCUGUUUGCCUGUUCGUUGAGGAUAAAGCUUUGGCGGCAUCGCAUAUAACGAAGAAUAUCACAGCCUACUGCAUGGAAGACUCUCUUUUCCUUUCGUUCAGACCAAGGAUAUUUGUCAAGAUGGGUAACAAGAGCUGAGGUGCUUGGAAUUAUAGACAACAUUGCUUGGGUCUUAAUUACAUUAACUCGUGAUAAUCACGUAUCAAAUGCACUGAAGAAAGACUUUGACUGGAUUCUUCAACAGAAUGGGCAAACUGUCUUGAAGGUAUAAUGCAAAAUGCGUAGUUUUGACUGGAUAAUGUAAAGAUUUUUGAUAAUUUGUUGGCUGUAGAGCUUCUAAGGAUUUCAUUAAUGCCAUUAUGGAUAGUACCAUGAGCUGAUUUAGGAUACGGUUGACUGUCAUCCGGUUAGGAAAUUGAUGAUUUUGACAAUGGGGAUGUAUUUCAGACAUCGGCGAUGUGGCUUCUGGAUGUGUUUGGUGACGCUGCUGAUGCUGUCGCGAUUAGGAUCAGGAUACACCACUAAUGAUAUUUUAGAGAAUGCAUCGAGGCCAGCAAAAGUCAAAGCGUUCGUAGCCUGUCGCAAGGAGUGUAUCCAGCGAUGUGACACGCUGGUCUACCGAUUUGAAAGGAACCAGUACCACUGCCACAAAUGCCUUGAUGAAUGCAUGCGACUCUUCCUGAAGCAGGCACAGAGUGUCGGGGUGGAGUUUGGAAAUACAGGUGGCGACAAGAAGAAGAGGAAGAGAAAAGUCAAACGCAUCGCUAAGAAUGACACGUUGUGAGGAGGAACCAGCGGAUGGUAUGAUUCUAGACUGGAGCAAUGAAAACAGAGGGAUUUCAUUUGUCAGAGAUUAGCACUAACAUGAGGAAAAAUUAGUCCAAAAUCACAGUGGCAGAGCUAGAUUUCACUUGAGUUACUAGUCACGAGCUACAAGAGACUCGCCCAAAUUUCUCAAUGGAAUUCUAGAGGGAUGAAACACACUCCUCAGCUUCACAAGGCCUGAGAGAUUGGUUCUGGCAGAUUUAUUAUGGCCCGUAUUCAUUACGAUUGGCCACUGUGUAAGUAAGUGCGGUAAACGGAGGUGACUUUGGCUGGGAAAAGCACAGAAGGCCUACCUCGUCCAAAAUAUCGUUCAGGUAUCAAAUCUACUUGGAGAGGCUUUAACAAAGGUUUUUGAAUUACAUGUGAAGUCAAAAUAUUUACAUGGUUAAAGAUGGAGGGGGGUCGAUUUCUGGGUUCAUAUCAACCUGCUUUGUAAGGCAUCUAGUGUGAAUAGACGGUUUCCCUGGGAUAUGUCAGUGUUUGACAAAAAUCAAGAGUGGGUGGGUCGUUCUCAGUUUUUUUCCUAAAUGUUGUGGUUUAAAUGAUAUCAUUGGUUUGUACAUAUAAGACAUAUACACAAGUAAAUGUGUGUUGUUGAAUGAUUCCAAGAAUAUAAACAGCGAAUUUUUGAUUAUACUGUACUCCUCUCACUUGUGGUCACAUUGAGCCACCAGAGUUCAGGCACUGUGGAUGACGUCACAUAUACGCCAACCAAUCGGGUGACGGUAUCUCAACCUGCCAAAUUUGCUGUGAAAACCACCAGAUGUUGUUGUUCCUCUUGAGGUUGACUGGUUCAAGUGAUGUCACAUCACCAGGGAAAAAGAGAACACUUUCCAUCCAAUGUGAUUUCGUCAUU
This is a messenger RNA of Lineus longissimus, 2035 nucleotides long. RefSeq lists its product as uncharacterized. NCBI's taxonomy places the organism in Eukaryota, Metazoa, Nemertea, Pilidiophora, Heteronemertea, Lineidae. The record is from RefSeq and is a predicted model, not a curated record. The coding region runs from base 773 to 1138 and encodes 121 amino acids. The transcript is spliced from 3 exons.